Molecule: messenger RNA, 602 nt
Organism: Gossypium raimondii (Peruvian cotton)
Lineage: Eukaryota; Viridiplantae; Streptophyta; Magnoliopsida; Malvales; Malvaceae
Product: cell wall / vacuolar inhibitor of fructosidase 2-like
Exons: 1
Coding region: 26-565 (179 amino acids)
Biological process (GO): negative regulation of catalytic activity
Molecular function (GO): pectinesterase inhibitor activity
Source: RefSeq, a predicted model, not a curated record
AGUUGUAGCUUGAGAAACUUCAACAAUGGCGAAUUUCAGGCUUUGUCUUUUCACUCUUCCCCUCAUCACCUUAACUUUCAUAUUACAGCCAUUUCAUGUAAUGUCUGAUGAAGCAAUGAUAAUCAAUGUCUGCAGCAAAACACCUAAUCCUAGUCUUUGCGAAACAUGUCUUCACAGUGAUCCGAAAAGUGCAACAGCCGACGUUAAGGGCUUGGCAACGAUAUCGAUUACAUGCGGUACACGUGACGCCGACAAACUAUACACCGAUACGGAUAAUUUGUACACGAACACGAAGGAUCCAGCACUUCAUAACCUUCUCGAUAACUGCUGGUGGAGAUUUCUGGGGGCACGGGAUAAUAUUGACAGCGCGGGACGGAUGCUUAGUGAUAAAGGGUCGGAUGCGGCGAAGCUAGCUAUUACUCGGGAUGCUAUGCCGAUGAUUACAUAUUGCUCGGACCUUUUCAAGAAGAGCCCAACAGUGGCUGUGCCGAAGAAUAUUACUGAUGAGAUGAAUGUUGUUAGUACUGACUGCCAGAUUAUAUUAGGGAUUUUGAGUAAUUUUUAGGUAGUAAACCGUAAAGAGCAGCAAAAUACAAGAUUUG